This is a messenger RNA of Selaginella moellendorffii, 1862 nucleotides long. Its product is annotated as protein KTI12 homolog. Lineage: Eukaryota; Viridiplantae; Streptophyta; Lycopodiopsida; Selaginellales; Selaginellaceae. The record is from RefSeq and is a predicted model, not a curated record. The transcript is spliced from 9 exons. The coding region runs from base 636 to 1544 and encodes 302 amino acids.
UAGGUUUUCUUCUGCGAUGGAAGAUGAUGCUGAUCUUUCCCCGUAUGAUCGACACUGAUUCGGCGAUUUUCUUAUUGAACAGCCCCUCUGGGGCGUUCGAAGCCAGAAUACUCUGAUUCCUUCUUCAUCGCGUCUUGCUUGUCUCUUCUCUUUUUUCAUUUUCCUUGUGGAAAAGCGGCGAAGGUGAUGUCUAAUCUUUCCCCGUAUGAUCGACACUGAUUCGGCAAAAUCUUGUUGGCUGUCCCUCGAGGGCAGCUAAAGCCAGAUCGAUCUGAUUCGCCCCCUUCUCUUUUUUUUCAAGCUUUUUUCGUAAUGGGUUGGGUGUGAUGAAGCUUAGAACCUUACCUACAUUGUCUGAAACGCUGUGUAGAGACCAAACUUUAGAGGCUGCUUCUGACCCAACGCGAAUGCCCAUCUCCGGCAUCUCGAAACCAAGCUUUGAAGCGAUCAAAACUCGUAGAGAACGUUUUGUUUCUCCAGAUGCCAUGGCAAAGGUUUUGGAUGAACUUUGAGCUUUCAAAUCGAACACACCAGAACUUGUUUCGCAAACUCGCAAGCUAUCCAGCAAAUGCCCGGUAUGGGCAUCUUGAAAGAACAAAGAAACGUUUGGGACGAAAAUUUAGGGCUUUUCUGGAAUGGCGCUGGUUGUGAUGUGUGGGCAGCCCUGCAGCGGCAAAUCGGCGGCGGCCGCCAGCCUCAUCCGCGGCCUUGAAGCUGCGAGCUUGCCACACGCGGUGAAGCUCAUCGAUGAGACGUCGCUGGGGUUGGAUCGAAACGAGAGCUAUCAAGAUAUGUUUCACGAGAAGAACUUGCGAGGACUGCUGAGAUCGGCUGUGGAUCGCGCGGUCACCAAGGAGGUGAUUGUCGUCAUUGAUUCACUCAACAAUAUCAAGGGAUAUAGAUACGAGCUUUGGUGCUUGGCCCGUGCUGCUGGAGUCCAAUACUGCGUGAUCUACUGUGACGCAGGUGAAGAUGAUUGCCGGAGCUGGAAUAAGUCGAAGUUUGAUCGGGGCGAUCCUUGCUAUGAUGAUAAAAUAUUUGACGACUUGGUUCGAAGGUUUGAGCGUCCUGAUAGAAGGAAUCGUUGGGAUACGCCACUGUUUGAGUUGAGACCAUCUGAAGGAGAGUUCACAGAAUCGUCUACACCAAUUGUAGAGGCUGUUGCGUUUCUCACUGGAAACGAGAAAGGGAGAAAGGUUUCUCGGAUACUCCAGCCAACAAUUGCUACUCAAACUGCACGGAUUUCCGAGACAAACUCGCUAUACGAGCUUGAUCGUGCCACUCAGGACGUGAUCAACGCUCUCGUCGAGUCUCAAACGCAAGAACUUGGCUCACUCGUGGAUAUUGGAGAAGGAUUGCCGAAGAUCAGGUUGCAAAAACGAAUCGGCCUCCCAGAGCUCCGCCGCCACCGAAGAACUUUCAUCCGGCUCGCAGGACAGUCGAGCCUCUCAGGUCCACCGCCACCGUCGGACAGUCUCAGCGCCAAGCGAAUGUUUGCCGACUAUCUCAACAGAGAACUCAGUGACCAAGUUCCGAGCUCCUAGAUCACUGUGGUACGUUUGUCAAAAACUAGUUUUUGUUCUUGGCAGAUAAAGAACAUUUUCUCAAGAUCAAACUAUUGUGAGGUAAGGUUAAAAGCUGCGAGUGUUUGCCAGCUAGUGAUCAAGUUCCCAGCUAAAUCACUGAGGUCUAUUUGUCAAAAACUAGUUCUUGGUAGGCAUUCUCUCAAGAUCAAAAUAACGAUUCUAUCAUGCUAAAACACUAGGAAUUAAGUUCCAAAGUUCUUGACCAGCUAGGGAUCUCCAAAGGCUGGCCAAACGCCACUACUUGACUCAAUUCCAGGUGUUUUGCUUCGUCAGCCA